Messenger RNA from Galleria mellonella (greater wax moth), 7694 nucleotides. RefSeq names its product transmembrane and coiled-coil domains protein 2 (gene Dmtn). The record is from RefSeq and is a predicted model, not a curated record. Gene Ontology annotation, cellular component: endomembrane system. The transcript has 18 exons. NCBI's taxonomy places the organism in Eukaryota, Metazoa, Arthropoda, Insecta, Lepidoptera, Pyralidae. The coding region runs from base 399 to 2219 and encodes 606 amino acids.
AUAUUAUUGCAUCUAUCACCAUUCCACACGUCUUUUCUAUUCCGUUGUUUUCUGUCAUUUAAUAUCUACGUUACGUUCGAUUAAUCUAAAGAUUGAAAUAUUUCCGUGGUGAUUUGUUUUUGAAAAUGUACAUAAAGAUAAUUGUAUAAUUUACUACGGAUACAAAAGUUAAUAUACACUGGUGAUGUGAGAAUACAAAUCCUGAUGGAAUGGAGGAAUCGUCGGCAACCGCCGAUAUCUUUUUUAUCAAGCUUAUUAUGAACUGAGCGAGCAACAAGCGAAGCUCCUACCAAACGCUAUUAUGUCUGUGAUCGCGCGCCACUAGUGAUAAUUGCAUUGUAUUAAGUCCAUGUUUUGUGUCGUUGGACACUGUGGUUGUGUCGGCUAGUGCGUCCGCAAUGGAUACAUUACACGUGGGUCAUGGCCAUAGCAAGGGAUCCAGCCGGAGCCAGUCGCCGUCGGCCGCCGAGCUGGCGAGAGACCCCGCGGUGGUGACAGACGACGCUGUUAUCAGAUCCAGGGUUCAAUCACCUUCGACCGUUCAUCACGUUGUUAGUGAGCCGUCAUCGAGCUCGUCGUCUCGCCACGGCGAGCGCGUGACGCACCACGUCAAGUCUCACUCCAGAGAUCUCGGCAACAGUCCACUUUCAGCUAACACAACGGGCAACAGCUCUAGAGAUUUAGAAGACUCGCCGCAGAAGAAGAUUAUAUCAGGUCUGAUAGCACCAGGGGAGUAUGCGAGCGCUGUCUACAGCCCUAACGUAUCCUACAACCUGUCAUCGGCUGAUGAAUAUGGCUCUCCCAGUUAUAGAGGGCAAGACGGUGAUUAUCUGGACGAAAGCGACGGCAACUCGAAUGUAACGUCAUCCAAGGCUCUAGCAGCUAUUGCCCAUCUCAACACAAAAAUUGAGCGCACCAAGGACCUAAUACGUCUCGAACAGACGAUACGGGAUGACAAUGUGAACGAGUACCUGAAAUUAGCGGCAAACGCGGACAAACAACAGCUGCAGCGUAUCAAAGCGGUUUUCGAAAAGAAAAACCAGAAGAGUGCGCUCUGUAUUGCGCAGCUACAGAAGAAGUUAGAAGGAUACAACAAACGGAUCAAGAAUUGGGAACAACAUGGUACAAGUGGUCAAGCGCACAGACAACCUAGAGAAGUUCUACGGGACAUGGGACAAGGACUCAAAAAUGUGGGAGGCAACAUACGCGACGGCAUCACCGGCCUGGGCGGAAGCGUGAUGGCGGCGCCCCGUGAGUUCGCCCACCUGUUCUCGCGGUCCAAUCGCUUCGGCUCGGCGGAUAACAUAGCCCAGCUCGCCGAGAACACGGGUCCUUCCCCACAACACGCGGAGCUGAGAGCGAACGCGUCGUCUGAAGGGUCCCGAGCGUCUGAGGGCGGGGAGGCGGCGCCCCGAGGGUCCACGCUGCCGCGAGCCGCCACCUCACCAGCACCCAAGUUUUCACCAGAUGCUUCCCCCAGUUCCUCGGUCACAAGUGAAGGCGCGCCUUAUCCGACGCAAGCUGGCUCAAACAACAUGUCAGAGGCGGUGUUCAGUAUCAAGCCGAUCUUAAAUGAGCUGCGCGAGCGCAAGGAGGAUUACGAGAGGCUCGUUGAGAAAAUAGAUGCGCUCAAGAAUUUGUCUCAAGAGGUGUCCUUCCUAUCCGGCGCGCUGCAAGAAGAACGUUUCAAGACGGAGCGGCUCGAGGAACAAAUCAAUGAUCUCACGGAAUUACACCAGAAUGAGGUGGAAAACCUAAAACAAGCACUGACAGAUGUGGAGGAAAAAGUACAAUAUCAGAGUGAAGAGCGAAUACGAGAUAUACACGAAGCUUUAGAUCUCUGUCAGACCAAAAUCAGCAAACUGGAACAGUGGAUGGCGGGCGGGGGCGGCGGCGGCGGCGGCGGCGGCGGCGCGGGCGAGGCGGGCGGCGCGGCCGCGCUGCCGCCGCGCCUGCUGCUCGUCAAGCUCAUCAACGUGGCGCUCACGCUGCUGCAGCUCGCGCUGCUGCUCGUCGCCACCGUCGCCGGCGUCGCCAUGCCCUUCAUGCGCACCAGGGUGCGCGUAAUAACAACGAGCCUGGCGGUUAUGGUGGGUGUUAUGGUGCUGAAGCAGUGGCCCGAGGUGACGCAGUUGUCCGAACACCUGGUGCGGAGGCUCAAAGAGUAUUUGCUGGACAAACAUCACGACAGGUAUGAAUGCAGGUCGUUAUGUGGUUGAUUUUGUAAACCGUCGUUUCUAGGAAAGGAAAUUUCGUGAUAUUGCAAUUCUGUCCUUGGAUUCUCCAAACGAUAACUCAUAAUGCGGUGAUGUGGAUAAGUUGUAAUAAUAUUAAGUAUAAUAUGUUCUGUAGUACAGAUGGGGACCGCAAGCAGCAAGUUAUACGUUCCUAUUUGAUAAAAUUAUUAUAUACAUGUGAUAAUUACUCAUUAUGAAUUAGUUAAAUAUUUUGGAAUUCUGAAUAUGAAUAAGUUUAAAUUUAUAUAAUGGUGCUAACAGACAGACUUCGUCAUCUUUAAACGGAUCCCUACAUUUGUGGCUGUUCGAGAAUAGUACGGUAGUCUCGCCAGCACUAUCUGUACAGUACACGCUGGCGAGGAUAAUGUCAGGUCGAAAACAUUGGGAUGUUUGAUUAACCAGGAUGUUUUCCACGUGGAGCUUGACCUCUUGCUGACAAUCCAUUCUUGAUAUCUAGCUGUUUCAGCUUGAUAUCAGUAUAUAAAGCAUCUUAUUAAUUAAAAUAUAACCUACCCUUGUAUCGAAUUUCAUUCAGAUCCGUUCAGCUGUUUAAGCGUGAUUAAAAAAAAACAUACAGUCAAGUAUGGUGAAGUAAUUAAAAAAAAAGUAUAUUGUACUAUCAUUCUUUAUUAUCCUUAAGAAGUCGCGAGUAGCUUAGCUCAACAGCAUGACCAAGUGAUAAAGGCAUUAGUUUCUAUCUGUUAGCGUCAUUUAAUUAUAAAAAAAAACCAUGUUAUUAAUAAUAUCUGAGAGAGUGUAAACGUAUGUUUGUUUCACUCAGAUAAUGUGCAAGUCUACGGAGUCCGUAGAUAGAAUGUUUUAGGCUAAAAUUUAAUAUUCUCCACGGUAUAUUAUGUAUAUCGUGACUAAAUUGCCGCUUGUUGAUCCACACUGAGUGAGUGGUCCUCGAUUAAGUACAGUCACACUUAAUUGUUAUUGAAUAAAUAUAUAAUAUAAAACUUGUGCACUAUUUACAUAGUGCACUAUGUAACAUCAAAUAAAUUAAUAUAUAUACCGCAAAUUAAAUAGCAGCCCAUGAGGGGGUCACACAGUGUAUUUUGUAAUAAUUAUGAUUCAGUUCAUGUCUGCAGGCGAUAUUUACCACAUUCCAUUAGGUGGGCUAUCAACUUGUUUGUCAUUACUAAGACUUAUAAAAAAAUAUUUUAAAGUGUCAGUAAUUGUUUUUUUUUUUUUAUAUAUAUUUUCAUUUAUAUAUUGAUUUAAACAUUGAGAUCAUGUAAGGCAAUAGCGAAGCUAUAUUUCUAGUUUUUUUUUUUUAUUCUGUGAUUUUGUAUAUAUUUUUUGCAUUAUUGCAUUCAGAAAUUACUGUCUUUAAAAUGAAGAUAUCAUUUGCUCAAUAAAAACAAAAGAAAAUGAAAUAAAUACAAAAUCUUUAUGUGAGGAAAGUUAAAGAUCAUAGGGAUAUUUAUUUGAUGUUUUAGAUUAGAAAAAAAAAACAGCUCUAAGAACAUGUUUCCUCUAAACUUGCUUGCUACUAACAGUCCUUAUAAAUUUACUGUAACCAUGGGCUAUCAUUAAAAAAAAUUCAUCUCAAUUCUGACGGUGACUGUACUCAAUUGAAUUAAACGAAAUAAAACAUUUUUGUAUUAUUUAUAGGAACAAAUUUAUAUUUAUAAGGGGCUGGACCCUUAACUUGAUUUAAUACCAUGUUUAUGUAUAAUGCGAGGUACAAAUUACAUAGUCAACACGAUUGUUGAUUGAUUUUUUAUAAUUUUCACAGAAUUAUUGUAAUAAUUUUACCAUUGUAAUCGAUUUUAAUUCAAUUUGACUGUACUAUUAAUAAGAAGACGUGUUUGUACUAAGGCGUUAGAAUUCUCGACUGACUCUUGGAAAUGGUAUAUUUAUUGAUUAUAGACAAGUUUCACAGUGAUGUCAACGCAAUAAAAUAUCAUCGAAUAAAAUUUGUAAUCUCCUAAAUCCAUUUUAAAUGAAACACGAUUUUGUGACUAUGCCUAAUAAUAAAAAAGUCACCAUUUGAUUUUCGUUUUAAACGGAGUUACGAGAUUAUUAAAUUUAGCCGACGAUAUGUAUUACUUGUGAAAUCAAAUAUGAAAUGUGAUACGCCACUGCCCAUACAUCCAAAUCGUAGAGCGAGCAGUUUUUGUCCCGUCUAAUUCCACCACAUUGUUGUUAUUUUUUAAUUAUUAAUAAUAAUUAAUAAUUUAAUUGUGUGUGUUCGUUUUAGAUAAUAAAGAAUUCAAUAGAAUUUUGUUUAAUAUCUUAUAAUCUACAAAUGAGAUGAUUAUUGAAAAUUAAUAUAUAUUGAUUCAGUUGUUUUUUUUUUUGCACACUGUAUAAACCAGCGGUAGUGACGUCACUGAGCUCAGAUUGACUGUGGACGUAUUGAUUGCUAUGGGCUGUAACGACGUACAACGUUAUAACGUUGUAACUCGACUAAUUAAAUUAUAUCACUGAUUUAAUUAGUCGAUGAAAUACCCUAAAUCUAAAUCUAUCGCAAUUUUUUUUUAUUAAUAUUUUAAGGACAGUAUUAUGUUACACAUAACUAAGAAGUAAAUUUCAUUUCUGACUCAAACCUAUUAUACUAUUAUAUUAUUUACUUAAAAUAAUUAUUUCACUCCAAUGUCAAAUUGAUAUUUUAUUUUAGAAAUAGAAAAUGGCGAUUUAAUGUAGGCCGCAAUGUCCUUUCAAUAAUAAAAUUUCAGAUAUAUACGUUUUAUGAAUAAGUGUUUCUAAGGACUAUGUAAUUAUAACAAAUUGAACAACUGUACCUCGAUUUGAAGUCUGAAUUAGUUGAAAAAAAAGUAUCCGGAAUUUGAAGUCUCGAAUGCAAAUGGUGGGAUUCAGUGAUCAUUAUUUUUAAUAGUAGGUGAUGGAUAUAUUUUUUAAAAUGUUUCCCAUUUCUUUUUGAUGUACAUAUUUAUACGAUUUAUGUAUUAAAUGCUCAGAUAUAGAUGGCGCUGGUGUUACGAUCAUUAUAAACGACAUAGAACCACAGAACUAUAUAAAAACCCAAGAUACAAAAUUGUAAACUAAAAACCUUUAUACUCAUUCAGUGAUGUUGACCUAAUAUAUGUAAGAUUAACGUGUCAAAAUGUUUUUUUUUUUUACAAAUUUUGUAAUAAAGCUACCUCUACAUGUGGAGUUUCACAUUUAGGAUAAAUAAUGUACGCCACUCUUGUCGUGUUACCGAUAACUACUUGAUCUAUUUAAUUAAGGCCAUUUCUGGGUGUAGCUUUUGUAUGGUAGUCUCGAAUUUUUACGCAAAACCAAUAUUGUAACUAUUAUGACGAAUAAAGUAUUUGUCAUCCUGAACAUUUAAAAAUUGCAAAAGUAAUAAAUUGUCAUUUUUUUCGUCUAUUUUAAUGAUUGUAAUAACAGUGUACGUUGAAGGGGACAGUUUAUGGGAAAGAAUAGUUAGGAAAAGCCAUUGACUUGUUAUAUGUGAAUGCUAAAAACAUAUUAGUAAACUAAUACUAAGAAAUUGAAAGUUGACAUAGCUAUGUUUCCCCGCAAAAUUAUCUAUCUCUUUGAUGUGUAAAAAAUAAUAAAAAAUAUCCGCCUGAUUCAGCAUCGUCAAAACUUCUAUAAAGUUGGUCAUGUUGACUGAUAUGAAUAUGUAAUUAAUUUUUUUUUUUAUUUAUUUAUAUUAAUAAUUACAAUUUAAAUACAGUUUACACAAAAUUAUUUCAGUAGCCGAUUCCAAAUAAUCUUGAAUGCUGAUGUACAAUACUCGCAACUAAAAAACUAUAUAAAAAAUCUUUGUAAUAAUAUGUAAAUGGAGAUCAAAUUAUAUAAAAUUUAUUGAUUUAAACAAAAGCGUUUAUUUAUUUCUACUUAGUAUGUUUAUUUAUUCUUAUUUAAUUGAUGGCUCGUGACGAUGUCAAUUUAUAUGUAAUACGAGUCGUUUAUAAUGUUAAAAACCGUUGGGUUACCAACGAGGUGAUUUGAGAUCUCACGCCGAUAAAUUUCUUCUAAUCAUAAAUACCAGGAGGGUUAAAAGCCGAUUUUACACGGGCCAUAAUAGGAUUUGCUUUGCAUAUCCUGCCGAAUUUAAUAGGCCUCUCGCGCUGUAAUCUCUAUAUUAACCGAUUAGAUCAUUUACAUCUAAGGGUUAUAUUAAGCAAAACCUAUUACGAUUCGUGUACAAUACUAACAAUAAAUUGGGCAAACGCACAUUGCUUUUGGACGCUAGUUCUUAUUUUAAAUUUAAAAAAAUGUGUGAUCAAAAUUCUCUCGUUGUAUCGUAUAUAUAGUAAUAUAGUUAAAUAUUUACCCAAUACUUGUACAUGAUAUUGACAUUUUGAAACAUUCCAAAUUUCUUACAGUCCGUAGAGCAUAGUCGACGCCAAUAACUAGUUUAUUAGAUAUUGCCCUCUAUAUAUUACUAUGUAACUAUACAAAAUGCCCCUUGUGUUUUAAAUCGAAACUGUUUAAGAAUUUUUUACUUUGUUACUUUUAUACUGAUUUGAACUACGUACAUAAAAAAUAUAAUUGUAGUAUAAUUAUUAUUUUUAAGAAAAUUUUGAAUUGUAUUCAUGAAACAAAAGUACAUUGCAUUGUGUUUGUCACUUUAUAUUAGAUAGAAUUACAGAGAGGAUGAAACACCUCAAUAGCUAUAGGUUAUGGGCCACUACUAUAUUUUUGUAACGGUGGUGCCCUCUGAUGCCGAGUUUCUAUAUCGACUUCAUAUAGUAUACGUUUAUACGUUAAACAUUUAACGUUUUGGGAUAUUGUAGCAAAAUGAUUUCUUUUUGUAAUAUAUAGAUAUACAUCUUAUACAGUUUCGAGCAGCAAAUACGGGGCCAUACCAUAGUGAUGCUUUUUCUCGAGAUAUUUCGUGUUGAGUGUACAUUAUGUAAAUAUUUUUUACACAACGCUAUAUAGAAAUGUUAUUUUUAUGUAUAAAAUAAAGUUUUUUUUUUUGGCGAUUUUAUCGUAUUGUUGCAUGCUUUACAAUGUUGAUGUUCAUCGGACUAGUUUAUGUUGAAAUAAAGUAAUAUUAGUGAAUUUAAUCGUUUGAAAAGCAAUAUUAGCGAAAAUGUCUCAUGGUAAAGAGGUAAUUGUUGCCUAUACGAAAGCGGUUCGUAAAAGAGAUUAUGGAUUUGUAUUCUAUAAUGAUGUUUUAUUUGUUAGACUAUUUUUGAAUCGAAAACUCUGAUGGGUGAAAGUCAUGUUGUUUAAUUUUUUUUUUGAUGGGGUUUUGGAAUUAUUCUCAUAUUCUGCUAAGUAUUCAAUAAAUUAUAUUUUAUUUUAUCUAUCAAUCUCUAGGUAGGUAUAAUGUAAAAAUGUCCAGAGAACAAUAGUCCCAUGAACAAUAACUGUAAUUCACGACAGGUGUCGUUGUCUCAACACUUGUUCGGAACAUUGUAUGAUACAUACCUAAUGUUUUUACUGUAUUCAGUCUCUCCUAUCAGAAAUUUGUGAAAGUAUUUUUACGUUGCCGGCUAUGGAUUGAAAUAAAUCAUUACAAAUUUA